This is a messenger RNA of Saccharomycopsis crataegensis, 1308 nucleotides long. RefSeq names its product diacylglycerol O-acyltransferase (gene DGA1). NCBI's taxonomy places the organism in Eukaryota, Fungi, Ascomycota, Saccharomycetes, Ascoideales, Saccharomycopsidaceae. The transcript has a single exon. The record is from RefSeq and is a predicted model, not a curated record. Gene Ontology annotation, cellular component: endoplasmic reticulum membrane. The coding region runs from base 1 to 1308 and encodes 435 amino acids. Gene Ontology annotation, biological process: triglyceride biosynthetic process. Gene Ontology annotation, molecular function: diacylglycerol O-acyltransferase activity.
AUGGUGAUGCUUGCGCCUAAUGUUACCAGUGCAGAGUCUUCUGACACAGAGACUUUAACUGGCUCCAUAGAAACAUUUGACAUCAAGAAUCAUGAAAUCAGCUCAUCUUCCCAGACAAAAGAGACGACCAACCAUCAUUAUCAUCCACCACCACACCGUCAUUUCGCUCCUCUAUCGACACCAUUGAACAGAAGACUACAGACCCUCGUGGUAUUCUGGCAUUCAAUUUCUAUUCCGGUGUUUGCCCUGUUUUCUCUUUUUGCAAUCACCUUCUUCCCUUUCACUUGGGUACUUCUUGUUCCUUAUUUGAUUUAUUUCUUCUCAAACAAGGUAUUUGAAAAUGGUGGGGUUGUCAACAGAAUGUCUUCUAACUUCCGGAAUUUACUGAUAUGGGGGUAUUUUGACGGCUACUUCCCAAUCGUUCUUCACAAGACUGUUGAUCUCAAGCCAAGUUUUAAGGAGAUCAACAUAACUGACGAGUUUUAUAUUGAUAUUAGCCUUUCCUUGGCCUGGGAAUCUUUUUUGUCGGCCAUUCCUAUAAUUUCACGAUAUAUUAAAGAUCAUCGUCUUUCAGUUUUCCCUAGACCUCCAUAUAAGAAGCUCAUUCCUGAUGGUCCUGCGUACAUUUUUGGUUAUCAUCCUCAUGGGGUGGUAGCCAUGGGUGCCAUGGGUGCUAUAGGAACCAAUGGGGCAAAUUGGUCCUCAAUAUUUGCUAAUAUUCCUGUGUGUCUUCUCACCUUGGGAACCCAAUUCAUCAUUCCAUUUUAUCGUGAUUAUCUUUUGGCUCUAGGAAUCUCUUCGGUAUCCAAGAAAAAUAUUCAAAGCAUUCUUGCCCAACACACGUCAGUUUCAAUUGUCAUUGGAGGGGCCCGUGAGGCAUUGAUGUCCAAACCAGGAACUUGCAAAUUAAUUCUUAAAAAUCGUAAAGGUUUUGUUAAGCUUGCCCUUCGAACCCCUAAUGUCUGCCUUGUUCCGGUGUUUGCAUUCGGGGAAACUGAGAUAUAUGAGGUUGCCCAACCUUCAUCAACCUCUUGGCUACAUAAGGCUCAAUUAGUGUUGAAAAGUGCGGUUGGAUUUACUGUCCCAUUUUUCCAUGCUAGAGGAAUUUUUAAUUAUGACUUUGGUCUUUUGCCAUAUCGUCGGAGAAUCGAUGUUGUUGUUGGCAAGCCUAUUGAAGUCCCAUACGAUCCUGAGCCAUCAGAAGAGGUGGUGAAUAAAUGGCAUGAUAUUUAUGUGGAAGAAUUGUUAAAAUUGGUGGAGACGAAUAGAGAACGUUUCAAUUAUACAACAAAGGUGGAGUUGUUGUAA